Messenger RNA from Etheostoma cragini (Arkansas darter), 6601 nucleotides. RefSeq names its product sema domain, immunoglobulin domain (Ig), short basic domain, secreted, (semaphorin) 3B (gene sema3b). Gene Ontology annotation, molecular function: chemorepellent activity; semaphorin receptor binding. Gene Ontology annotation, biological process: semaphorin-plexin signaling pathway; axon guidance; positive regulation of cell migration. The record is from RefSeq and is a predicted model, not a curated record. The coding region runs from base 1190 to 3625 and encodes 811 amino acids. The transcript is spliced from 19 exons. Lineage: Eukaryota; Metazoa; Chordata; Actinopteri; Perciformes; Percidae.
UUAUUCCUGCCUGCUCUCCCUCACAGCACUUCUACUCCGCUGAGCUCCUGUGAAAAUUGUGUGUGUGUGUGUGAGUGUGUGAGUGUGUGAACUCCUCGCGUGUGUGUUAAGAAGAGUUUCAUGUGUGUGCAUAGGGAUUGUGUGUUUUUCUAAGUGGAGCAGGAGUGCAGCCGUUCAUCAGUAGAGCUGACUGCAGACAGGGGAAUACUCAGAUCUCACUGCGCUGCUUUUUAACUCACACACCGGCUGCUUUUUGGACUUUCUUUCAAGACUCACUGGACUUUUUGCCCCAAAGUGGGACUUUGCUGUUGCUCUCCUUCUGCUAUCCAGGCACCAUUCCUGUCACUGGAAUUACUGAUUUUUUUUUCCUCCCAUUGCUUUACCUGCAGCACUUUUUAUACAUCCUCCACAUUUCUGGACUCUCAAAUUUUAAGACUCACCACCACUUUUCUGUGCAUCCUCGUUGAAUUCAGACAUGCUCAACCCUCCGAAUGGGUGCUUUGCAAGCCCAUAACAAGCCUGAGUGAGGUGUGUGCAUACAGCACUCUCUAAACUGUGAGUAUAUAAUCAAGAUGGUUUGUCUCAUAUGGGUAUAUUAGUUUUCUUUCUUAUUGGAAUGGAAAGACUUUGAGAGGUUAAAUGGGAACAAGCUGUACAGUAACUAUGGAAACGGUCAGUGCUCUCAGAGGCAUAUUGGGCUCAGGUGGACGCUGAUCCCAACUUGGAAUGUUCUGAACUCUUCUGGAAUUUGGUUCCCCUGGAAACGGAUGGAAGGGCUUCAUGUGUGACCGUUUUUAUCCCAUCUUGGAUGUGAGAGGUGAACUUGCUUGACCUUCAUGAGAGUAGCUGUGAAUCGGCCAACAGAGACUCUUCAGAACCAAGGAGGGUGUUAUAAAGAUUACACCAUAUAUCAAGAACUGGAAAGGAAGUCUGUAAGAGAGUGAGGCUCCGCCAGAACAAACAGCAAAAAGGAGAAUCUGUUUUGUGGUUGUCAAGCCGAGGUCAUUCUGAAUCCAAGCCCAAACCAGUCCGAAGGCAGGUGGACUGCAUCUAAUACACAAAAAAUUGGCAUCCAUGCUAAGUGGAAUCUGGGCCAAAAUCCAGCUGUAAACCAACAUAAAUUCCCUUCACAGACUCAAACUAUUAAGUUGACUUUUGAAAGAAAGGAGUUUGUUCUAAGCGUGCCAAGAUGAUGACCAUGAUGAUGAUGAUGGUGGCCAUGAUGCUCACCUUUAGCUCUCUGUUCCUGCUGGGACUGGCUGCCGCCGCACAUUCUUCCUCCAGCACCAUGACGCGCACUUCCUCCACAUCUUCAUCCUCUUCCUCUUCUUCAUCCUCCUCUUCCUCCUCACCGCGCAUGAAGCUCUCAUACAAAGAGUUGCAGCAGUUCCAUGGAGUGCGGCGGUUCGAGCUGGAGCGUUCCUGCUGCUUCAGUGCUCUGCUGUUGGAUGAAGAAAGAGGCCGCCUCUUCGUCGGGGCCAAGAACUUCCUGCUGUCGCUAUCAUUAGACAACAUCGCCAAGCAGGAACACAAGAUCUAUUGGCCCGCUCCUGUCGACUGGAGGGAGGAGUGUAACUGGGCUGGCAAGGAUAUCACUUCCGACUGUGUGAACUACGUGAAGAUUGUACACCACUAUAACCGCACCCACCUGUAUGCUUGUGGAACCGGAGCCUUCCACCCUACCUGUGCCUUUGUGGAGGUGGGACACAGGAUGGAGGACCAUGUGUUCAGGAUUGACCCCUCUCAGGUGGAGGAUGGGAAAGGAAAGAGUCCGUAUGAUCCUCGCCACAAUGCUGCAUCUGUACUCGUCGGUGAUGAACUAUAUGCAGGUGUGGCCACAGACUUAAUGGGACGGGACUUCACCAUCUUUAGAAGCCUGGGGAAACGCCCCUCCAUCCGCACCGAACAGCAUGACUCUCGCUGGCUCAAUGAACCCAAAUUUGUUGGUUCCUUUUGGGUCCCAGAAAGUGAAAACCAGGAUGAUGAUAAGGUAUUUUUCUUCUUCCGUGAAACGGCGGUUGAGGCUCAGGGGCUGGGAAAGUCCACCUACUCCCGCAUUGGACAGCUCUGCAGGAAUGACAUGGGUGGACAGCGAAGUCUGGUGAAUAAGUGGACGACAUUUCUCAAGACACGUCUCAUCUGCUCAGUGCCAGGAGCCGACGGCAGCGACACAUACUUUGACGAGCUGCGCGACGUGUUCCUGCUGCAGACAAGGGACAGAAAGAACCCUCUGGUCUACACUGUCUUCUCUACUUCCAGCAGUGUAUUUAAAGGCUCGGCUGUGUGUCUCUACUCCAUGAAUGACAUCCGGAGGGCCUUCCUGGGGCCCUUCGCUCACAAAGAGGGGCCCAACUACCAGUGGGUCCCCUUCCAGGGAAAGGUCCCCUAUCCACGCCCAGGAAUGUGUCCCAGCAAGACAUUCGGCAGUUUUGAGUCCACGAAGGGUUUCCCAGAUGACGUAAUCCAGUUUGCGCGUCACCAUCCUCUGAUGUAUAACCCUGUCUACCCUAUGAGCCGACGACCCGUCUUUGUCAGAACUAAUGUGGACUACAGCUUCACACAGAUUGCUGUGGACAGAGUCAGCGCUGCAGAUGGACAGUAUGAUGUUAUGUUUAUUGGCACAGACAAAGGGACAGUACUGAAGGUGAUCAAUGUCCCCAAGGAGAGCUGGAACAACAUGGAGGAGCUUCUACUGGAAGAGCUGGAGGUCUUUAAAGAUGCCUCAUCUAUCAUUGACAUGCAGAUCUCCUCAAAACGGCAACAGCUGUAUCUGGGCUCAGAUACAGGCAUCGCCCAGGUUCCACUUCACCGCUGCAGUGUGUAUGGGAAGGCCUGUGCUGAGUGCUGCCUGGCCAGAGACCCCUACUGUGCCUGGGAUGGAACAUCCUGUACUCGCUACCUGCCAAACACCAAGAGACGUUUCCGUCGCCAGGAUGUGAGGAAUGGAGACCCCAAUACCCUAUGCUCUGGAGACCACCAUAAGCAUCGUGUUGCAGAGAAGAAAUUGUAUGGCGUUGAGGGAAGCAGUACUUUCUUGGAGUGUAUCCCCAAAUCCCUUCAGGCCAGAGUCACAUGGACCUUCCAGAAACAUCCACAAAACCCACGAGAAGAGGUGCAUCUAGAUGACCGCAUACUCCAGACAGAUAGAGGCCUUCUGAUUCGCAGAGUCUUGAAGAGAGAUAUCGGCAUCUACCAGUGCCAUGCCAUGGAACACGGCUUUACCCAAACCUUACUAGGCAUCACCUUGGAAGUUGUACCUUCAACAUCCUCUUCAGUCUCCAAUCUACCCUCCGACGCCCCUGUCCGAUUAGACCCCCGCAGUGGAGGUGGACCCCCAAUGACAAAUCAAAAGCUUUGGUACCGGGACUUCAUGCAGCUUGUGGACCACCCUAACCUGAGCACCGUCGACCAGAUUUGUGAGCAAGUUUGGGCACGAAAGAAUGCCGGCAGUGACCAAGGGGAUAAGACCUUCCCUGCUCCGGGGAAGGACGUCCCGUCUCUGGGCCCUGCAGUUCGCCCAGCUAACAAGAAGUGGAAGCAUCUUCAGGAGAUAAGGAAGGGGAGAAACCGCCGGACCCAUGACGGGAAACCAAACCCUAGGGUGCCUCGCAGUGCAGGGGAGUAACAACGUAAGCAAAGAAAUGGAGGGGUAAAAGAAUGACUGGUACAAGGAGAAAGAAGGGGAAUGAUGGGAGAAUGAGAGACCAAGAACUCCUGGAGGUGUUCACACAUACAGAUGCACCCACACACACACACACACACACACACACACACACACACACACACCACCUCCUCUAUUGUGUAUAUUUAUCUAUGGAUGCCCCCACUAUAUGGUACCCCAAUCCCUGAGUCCUCGUCCCACUGGCCAGCCCCUGCAUGUGCUGCCUUACUGUCCAAAUUGAUUCUGCACGAUCCCUCUACACUGUUCCACUAGCAUAGUCAAGUGUACAAGCAGGCAAAGUAUGUGGGAGUGAACCCACCUUUGAUCUCUGUGGGUGAUAAACUUAUAUCAACUGUCAUUCCCUUUGUCAUUGACUGCAUAUGGAAGAUGGGUUUACCGCACAGGAUUACCACAUCUUUAUUGGGUAAUUAAUGUUUGCCUACUACGUGCCAGCUACACAUCUUAUAUGUGGAUAGUGGCUCACAGUAUUAACACCUACUUUCUGGACUACACCACUCAGAACAAAAACAGCCCAACAUUUUUGGAUGACCUUUCUUCACAGCUUUUCUUACCUGAACAUUUCAUAACGAUGUAGAAAAAUAGUGGACUUAAGAGCUGUGCAUAAUGAGAGGGAAUGGAGAAACUGGAAUAUACUGGAAAGUAAUGGUCACCUACCUGUGUCAUAACAUGCUCAAUGCAUCCUUCUGCUCAGAUUCAUUUCAACCUUACAACCCAAGUCUUGUGUAGCACUUUUUUUUGUCUCUAACUGGAAACACAUUUAACUCUUAAUGUGCAAUUGCACAAGCAUGCAGACAAAUAAACACAUUGAUAAAACAUUUUUCCUACAGAAACAGAUGCAUUGAUCAACUUCCGGUGGUGAUCUUGUUGCACAUAUGUCCACUAACCUUACUUUUCACAUGGUUGUGUGUUGUUAUUAUUACGUAAUGCAGUCACAGACGAGGUAGAGAUUGCCAACAGAGUGGGGCAGCCUGUGGAGCAGAACCGCAUGUUGCAAAACUGGUUAUGUUAUAUAGUAGUUUUUGUGGUUAGUGGUUUUUGUAGGCACAUUGAGAAAUGUUGCAGCAAAUAAAUCACACAAUACAUAUGUAGCGCUACGGUUAGAGAGCAAUCGUAUCUUGCAAGGUAUGAUUAUAAUGCUGUACUGGUCCAAACCACUAGAAAAUAAGGGGUUGGAAAAACUACUGGCAUUCCAUGAUGUGAGAGAUAAUGAUGAGAUGUUUACAGUACACAUACAUAGAAGUCAAUCUCCAAAAGCAAAUAAAAGUCCAAAUAAGACUAGGAUUACAGUUAAACAAUGGUAGUUAUGUUAGAUCUUUAACAGAAACAAAAACACAAUGAGCAUCGGAACUGCACAUAGAAGCAUUUUGACAUGGUCCAAAACCUCACAUUAAAUUAGCUAUUUAUUGGGUGUUUAAUGUUUUAUGCAUUAACAUUAAGGAGAAUUAAUGAACAUGGUGGUUUGGGUGGGAAGCAUUAGUGCGAUGAGGAUGAAGAGGGAAGUGGACCCUAGUAUGACAACCCAUGUUUCUGGGCUACAGUACAGUAUAUAUAUAUUAGCAUGAUAUUUAUGAGUGAAACUAUGAUUUUGUUUUUGUAUUCUAAGCAGUAAUUUUACUCCUUGCUCUUUUACACUGUUCUUGCAUAUGUUGUUUGUGAUAAAUAGAUAUAUGCAAAAAAUAUGAGAUGAGUGAGUUGCCGACUCCUCAGUCAGCACGGCACAAUGCAGAGAAAGCUGUUUUGUGCUACCCACAAUGCAUUUCACUAUUUGCAAAAAAACAAGUACCAUCUGACUUCAUACACUGUUGGAAUCACUUCUCCACGUGGUGUUACAGUCAUUAACAUUAUUGACUUUUGCUGCUUAAUGAUGUCAUCUCCUCCUAAUGGACCAUUAGUACAAUAAGGUCUUCCUUCUCUGUGUCUUUAGUCCAAUAUAUCUCUGUGUAUUAUCUGUACAGAAACCUUGUUUGUUGAUUGUCUGUGUUAACAUGGUGUGUGUGUAGCCUGCCCCCUUAGUGUCCAUUGUGUGUAAAGGCUUGGAUGUGAAGCCUACCAGUGGUAUCAUACUUUAUUAUAGCAUAGUCUAUCCACUUGAAAGACAGCAACUGGCCAUGUAAGAGGAAAUCUGAAUAUGAUUUUGAUGAUGAAUUUAGGAUCCAAUAUGUGUUGUGUGUUGCUGCCACAGAUUUUGCAGAAAUAUCCUGUUUUUAAAGAGUUUCAGUGUACUGAAAUUGGCUACACUUGGCUUUUGGUGUGUUUAAUUCCCACAGGCCCUGAUGAAAGCAGGCAGCACAAACUAGGUCUGUGAGUGGUUUUAGAUGUAUGGAAUCCUUGUCCUUAUUUAUAUACCUUCUUUAUAGAAAUGUAAGUAACUCUCAAAACUGACUGACUCCUGUAAAAGGGACACUCUGCAUUUUGACACCACAUCCAGGAUUUACUCCAAAGAAAUUACAUGGAAAAAUAUUUCUAAAAUGAGUUUUAAAUGUAGAUGCUGUCUGUCUGCAUUUAAACAACAUAACUAAUUGAGUUUAGACUACUAAUUCACUAAAUGGAGAUUAUUAGUUGUGUACUUUUUUUUCUUUGAGAGAUUAUUUACAUUGGUAGUUCAUUUGCUUGAGUCUCUCUUAAGCCAGCUGUUUUGUACUCUUUUGAAACUGCAUGACCAAUGUUAGUGGCUAAAGCGUUUGACAAUGGUGCGAUGGCGAGACAGACAGAGAGAGAGAAAGAAAGCACAAUGUUGAAUAUUCUUAUUAUUCCUAUGUAUUUAUGUGCAAAGAUAAGCUGAUAUGUUGUGGUGGAUUUUUCUUUUUCUUAAAAAUGUAGAUUUACAUCUGUAUUGUUCAUGUUCUGCUGAAAAGGACUCAUCCUCAACAUUUUUGUGGACAUUACAGCCAGUGGUAAACAAAAAAAAAUCCUCCUGAA